AUGACCCCCUCUGAGUACCCAGAAUUCCACAUGGAUGGCUAUUACCAACUGUUCCCAGAUUUGGGGGUUUUCUUGGUUCACUUCAUGGGCUUCAAAUGUUUCACAGCCAAUGGUGCAGAUUAUAGGGGAACGCAGAACUGGACAGCACUACAAGGCGGGAAGCCAUGUCUGUUCUGGAACGAGACUUUCCAGCAUCCAUACAACACUCUGAAAUACCCCAAUGGGGAGGGGGGCCUGGGCGAGCAUAACUAUUGCAGAAACCCAGAUGGAGAUGUGAGUCCCUGGUGCUAUGUGGCAGAGCAUGAGGAUGGUGUCUACUGGAAGUACUGCGAGAUACCUGCUUGCCAGAUGCCUGGAAACCUAGGCUGCUACAAGGAUCAUGGAAACCCACCUCCUCUAACUGGCACCAGUAAAACGUCUAACAAACUCACCAUACAAACCUGUAUCAGUUUCUGUCGGAGUCAGAGGUUCAAGUUUGCUGGGAUGGAGUCAGGUUAUGCUUGCUUCUGUGGAAACAAUCCUGAUUAUUGGAAGUACGGGGAAGCAGCCAGUACCGAGUGCAACAGCGUCUGCUUUGGAGAUCACACCCAACCCUGUGGUGGUGACGGCAGGAUCAUCCUCUUUGAUACUCUCAUCGGUGCCUGUGGCGGGAACUACUCAGCCAUGACUUCUGUGGUCUAUUCCCCCGACUUCCCCGAUACCUAUGCCACGGGGAGGGUCUGCUACUGGACCAUCCGGGUUCCCGGGGCCUCCCGCAUCCACUUCAGCUUCCCCCUGUUUGACAUCAGGGACUCGGCAGACAUGGUAGAGCUUCUGGACGGCUAUACCCACCAUGUCCUGGCCCGCUUCCAUGGGAGGAGCCACCCACCUCUGUCCUUCAAUGUCUCUCUGGACUUUGUCAUCUUGUAUUUCUUCUCUGAUCGUGUCAAUCAGGCCCAGGGAUUCGCUGUCUUAUAUCAAGCCAUCAAGGAAGAACCGCCACAAGAGAGACCCACUAUCAACCAGACGCUGGCCGAGGUGAUCACGGAGCAGGCCAACCUCAGCAUCAGUGCUGCCCGGUCCUCCAAAGUCCUCUAUGUCAUCACCACCAGCCCCAGUCACCCACCUCAGACUGUCCCAGGAUGGACAGUAUAUGGCCUGGCAACUCUCCUCAUCCUCACAGUCACAGCCAUUGUAGCAAAGAUACUUCUACACAUCACAUUCAAAGCCCAUCGUGUGCCUGCUUCGGGGGACUUUAGGGAUUGUCGUCAACCAGGGGCUUCGGGAGAAAUCUGGAGCAUUUUUUAUAAACCUUCUACUUCAAUUUCCAUCUUUAAGAAGAAACUCAAGGGUCAGAGUCAACAAGAUGACCGUAAUCCCCUUGUGAGUGACUAAAAACUCCACCAUGCCUAGGAUACAAGGUCCCUCUUCAGGCUCAAGGCUGCUGGGUCGACCUCUCCUGUGGUUCUCCUCUGACCUCUCCUGCCUCUCCCUCUGCCUCAGCCUUUUCGGGGAAUGCCCUCCUACAGACUGGGAGAGGGUGCCAUGCUGCAGGGGCAGGCAUAGCCUGGAUCCCUCCUGCUUCAUCAGCUGCACUUAGGAGAGAGACUCAAGGCCCUGGAGCCCAGCCCUCUCUGCAUCUCUCCCUCUAAUCUAGCAAUGGGGGUGCCAGGACAGUGGGGCUGAGAUGGCAGAGAUGAUCAUGGCUGGCACUGGGCUCAGGUGCAUUCUAGAUGACUGUUGGGUGGUGGGUAGGUUUAGUGUACAUUGAGUCUUUCUUAUUUGUUCUCUAUUUUGUUCACACACAGAUCAGUUGCUCCUGGUCUUUAUUGUUAGGAACAGGGCCAAACAGGGAGAAUUCUCAGGUUAUCUUGAGGGUUGGCCUGGUCCCAUACAAGUGUGGGCUCCUGGGUAUUAGCAAAGCGUGGAGAGAGUUGGCACUCUGUGCUGACCCUGGAGCUUUGCUCUCUGAGUGCUGGACUAGGAUAGCCCUCCUCCGGACUGGGAGGGCUUGAGAAGUAACCCUCACUUAUGUCAAACCUGACACCUUCUACCACAGGCUUCUUUCUCGAUUCUUCUUUUCUAUAGCUCAAUGACCUGCAGAGGAAACUUGAGGAGUGGUCACAUAAAACAUCCAUUCAUUUAUUCAUACAACAAAUUCUACUGAAAGAUUUGAUA
Molecule: messenger RNA, 2157 nt
Organism: Carlito syrichta (Philippine tarsier)
Lineage: Eukaryota; Metazoa; Chordata; Mammalia; Primates; Tarsiidae
Gene: KREMEN1
Product: kringle containing transmembrane protein 1
Exons: 9
Coding region: 1-1374 (457 amino acids)
Biological process (GO): Wnt signaling pathway; multicellular organism development
Cellular component (GO): plasma membrane
Source: RefSeq, a predicted model, not a curated record